UAUGUCUCCCCAGUGCCUCUCUCGCUCCGCACCGUUCUUCGCGCUAGUGGCGGGGCUUCUCUCCCGCGUCUGCUGUGGUAGACGUUUCUUUGGAUUUCCUCAGCACUCUCUGUUUUUCACGCCUGUGGGAUUAGACUGAGCAGAAGAAGAAGGUUCGUCUGUGUUUUUGGGGACAAGCGGACAAGAAUGCAGCAGAUUCCUCAGACAGAAGCAAGUGCCAAUCUGUAUGUGUUUUGGGUUGGUAGUAAAACCAAAGAGGUAGCGAGACCCCAGACUGUGUUGGAGUGAGAUGCACUGACUCCUGGCAAACUGCAGCAUUCCUUGUCAUCCUCCGCUCUCCUCUGAGGCUUUGGCCAGUCAUGCGGUUACUACGGAAAAUCCUCCUCCUUUUGGGUGCUUGCCUUAAUAUGAGCUGCAGGUAUCAGAGUAAUGCCCUGGAUAUUCCACUUGAAGUUUUAGCACGUGUGAACAUGGAGCAGCUGCCCACAAUUACAGAGCACUCACCUGCCUCUCUGAUCGCCUUUCCUUUCGAAGAGAGCUUCCCCAUGAAGUGUGAGGCCACAGGAAACCCUGGAACAGAAUUCAGGUGGACAAAGAAUGGUCAAGACUUUGAUCCAUAUCAGGACCCCAGAUUGAAAACAUUAGAUGAUUCCGGAACAUUCAUCAUUCCCAAUAAUGGGAAUCUCACAGAAUUCCAGGGCAAUUAUCGUUGCUUUGCAAGCAACAAAUUAGGAACAGCAAUGUCAGAAGAGAUUGAAUUCAUUGUUCCGACUAUUCCAAAGUUCCCUAAAGAGAUCAUCGAUCCGAUUGAGGUUAUGGAAGGUCAGUCAGUCAUUCUAGAGUGCAACCCACCCAAAGGAAUCCCCCCACUGCAAAUCUACUGGAUGACAAUAAGUCUACAGCACAUCGAGCAGGACGAAAGAGUAUCAUUGGGUCUCAACGGGAACCUGUACUUCUCAAAUGCCAUUGAGACUGACAGUCGCAGAGAUUACUGCUGCUUUGCUGCCUUCCCACGCAUUCGAACCAUCGUUCAGAAAACUGCCAUGUCUGUUGUGGUCAAAAGCAACAAGUUAAUGAAGGACUCAGACUCUGGUAGCGGCAGAGGUUAUGCAAACUCUCUCUUGGAGAGGAAGCCCAGUCUACUGACGCCCACAGGAAAGGAGUCACAUACAUAUCUGGUGAAAGGCGAAGAUCUUCAUUUGGAGUGUAUUGCAGAGGGCUUCCCCACACCAAAGGUGGAGUGGGUAAAAAUAGGUUUCCACGAGCUUCCGGAAAGGGCCGUGGUGGAGAGUCAUGGCAAGUUGCUUACUAUUGAGAUGGUGAAUGAGGAGGAUGAAGGGAAAUAUAUGUGCAGAGCCAAAAAUCCCCUUGGAGAGGUUGUGCAUUAUUUUCAUGUUACAGUAGAGGAGCCUCCUGAGUUUGAGAUUGAACCUCAGAGCCAACUGGUGACAAUUGGAGCUGAUGUGGUGAUCAAGUGUGUUGUGAAAGCAAAUCCUCAACCUAGUGUUGUAUGGAGGGUCAACGGCCGACUGCUGAACGAGGUCCCAACAUCCAAUAGGAAGGUCUUAAAAGAUGGCACCAUUUCCAUCCACAACGCAAAGCCCGAAAACAGUGCUGUUUACCAGUGUGAGGCCACAAACAGACAUGGAACCAUCCUAGCCAAUGCCAACAUCAUGAUUAUGAACAUCCAGCCCCUGAUCUUAACAGAAAACAAUCUGCAAUAUAUGGCAGUGGAGGGAAAAGGUGUGGUCAUGCACUGUAAGGUCUUCAGCUCACCAACAUCCAGUAUUACAUGGAGUAAAACUGACAGUGCCAAUUCAGUGGAAGGAGAAAGGUUUUCUGUUCAUAAGAAUGGUUCGCUGGAGAUCCACAACGUGAUGAAAGAGGACAUGGGGGAGUAUUCUUGUUUUGCUCAAAACACUGAGGGCAAAGUUGCCAUUGCUGCAACACUUGAAGUCAAAGAUCCCACCAGAAUAGUCGAUCCUCCUCAUGAUUUGCGGGUUUUGGCCAGAACUACUAUCCAGUUUUCAUGCCAGGCAGAGUUUGAUCCCUCCAUUGGUGAUGACUUUGAGAUCCUCUGGGAAAAAGAUGGCAUGGCCCUUAACGCCAGCGAGAACGCACGAUAUAUCCUGGACGAUGGAGUGCUUGAAAUCAUUAAUGUGAGCUUUGGAGACCAGGGCUUUUAUGCCUGUGUGGCCAGAACACCAGUCGACCAGGACAUGGCGGUUGCACAGCUUUCAGUUGUGGAUGUUCCUGAUCCACCAGAGGAUGUGAUCCUUUCCGAACAUAAUGGCAGAAGUGUGAAACUGCAGUGGAUUCCAGGAGAUGACCAUAACAGCUCCAUUACAGAGUUUGUUAUAGAGUUUGAGGAAAGCCAACAUGAGCCGGGCAGCUGGAAGGAGAUGAUGAGAGUACCGGGAAACCAUCACUUCGCUCUGCUGAAUCUUCACGGACACGUAGACUACCGAUUUAGAGUCUCCGCCACCAAUGAGGUGGGAAGAGGUCGGCCAAGCCAGGCCACUGAAAGAUACAAAACUCCAGCAUCAGCACCCGACAAGAACCCAGAAAAUAUCAAGAUCGAAGGUCAUUUGCCACAUGAAAUGGAUAUCAACUGGGAGCCACUGUCACCUAUUGAACACAACGGGCCUGGUCUGGAGUACAAAGUAAGCUACAGAAGGCAAGGCACUGGAGAGGACUGGAUGGAGCACAUGGUGAAGAGGCACUCGUUCGUUGUUAAAAACACCCCAACGUUCGUCAUUUACGAGAUCAAAAUUCAGGCCAAGAACCAUGCGGGCUGGGGUCCAGAACCUGAAAUAAUCACAGCGUACUCAGGAGAGGAUUUUUUCUUUUGGAGUUGCCCUCCCGAUGUUAUCUCAGUCCCCACAGCCGCUCCAGAGGGUAUAGCCGUAGAAGUGAUGAACAACACCAUGGUGAAGGUCAGAUGGGACCAUGUUCACAAGGACAAACUCAAUGGACAUCUGGGGGGCUACAGGAUAAGCUUUUGGAGGCUUCGUAGUCUGCUGUACUCAAAGAAAACACAUGGUGACAAACACACAUUGACAUUCUCAGGCGAGAGGAACCAUGCGGUGGUCACAGGGCUUAAGCCGUUCUCUGAAUACAGCCUCAUUGUCAUGGCCUUUAACAGCAGAGGAAACGGGCCUGGCAGUCAUCCGGUCAGCUUCAAAACACCUGAGGGAGUUCCUGGUCAAGUAUCUGCUUUCAGUGUUACAAACAUCCAGAAACACAAGGUCACCUUGACCUGGUCUCCUCCAGUUGACGCAAAUGGACUCAUAAUUGGCUACAUCCUCCAAUAUCAGCUAAUAAAUGACACAGAGGAACUAGGUUCUCUGACGACCCUCAACAUCUCUGCUGACAGCAGUAAGCUGCACCUCCAGGAUCUGGAAGCACUGAGCAAAUAUAAGUUUUACCUACGGUGCUGCACGCGUGUGGGCUGCGGACCAGCUGCCAGCGAGAAGCGCACCACUGUCCCUGAAGCGACUUCAACAGAUGUGGCCUCUUUCAACAUCACUGUGUUGAAUAUUAGCACCUCAGUUAGUCACAACUUUGCAAAUAUCAGCUGGAUUCCAGGCACAGAGCAGACGGAGUCAGAGUUAUAUGUUGCCUUUAUGAACAACCGUGAAGGUAACUGGAAGAUUUCUGAUGCGCUAAAUUCUUCUAAGACUUUCCACAUCAUUGAAGGGCUCGAACCUGGGACUGAAUACACAGUGCGUCUUAUGACUAAAAGCUGGGUUGAUAAUUCUAGUAUUUUUGAAGACGUUAUCAGGACCAGUGCUAAAGGUCUGGCCAGUAUUCAUGGAGGCAUCUCCAACCAGGGCUGGUUCAUCGGGCUCAUGUGUGCCAUAGCUCUGCUCACCCUCAUAGUGCUCAUAGCAUGCUUUGUGAACCGAAAUAAAGGCGGAAAGUACUCAGUGAAAGAGAAAGAGGACCUGCACCCCGACUUGGAGUCCCAGGGCAUAAAUGAUGAUACCUUCUGUGAAUACAGUGAUAAUGAUGAGAAACCACUGAAAAGCAGCCAGCAUUCAUUGAAUGGUGACUUGAAAGGAGGGGACAGCGGAGACAGCAUGGUGGACUACGGCGACGAGGACGCUCACUUCAACGAGGACGGCUCUUUUAUCGGAGAAUACUCCGGACGCAAGGAGAGGGUCUCCAUGGAAAUCAAGGGAAACAAUCAGAGCACAGCAUAAUGGACCAUGGACAAUUUAUUUUGUUGGACAAGCUCUCACAAAAGGUCAGUGAAAAGGAAACAGAAGGAAAAAAGUGCAACAUAACGGCACCUGAAGGACAUUUUUGCAAUUAAUGUGUUAUUGUCAAACUCUCAGUCAUACUCACAUCAUUUUACAAAGCUUCAUUUGUUUUGCGCACUGUAACUGAUCAAUCAUGUCAGUUGUGUAUACUUUUGUGGGGUGUUUUUGUAUUAAAUCUUUGAAAACCAUUGGUGACUUUGGAGCUACCAGAAAGUUUGCUAAAAGCAAACGCUGUACACCGUUUUGCUUUCUUCGUGUCAUCAUGUAGCCAAGCAAGUUUUAUGUCAGGGUAUGAACUUUGUAUUUUAUUUUUCGUUGGAAGCAAAUAUUAUUGACAUUUUAUAUUUCAGAUACUGUAUACUGUUCAUUCAUUAAAUGUGGGAAUAUUAUGUGUACAAAGGAGUUGUUGGUUAAAUAAUCGUAAUUUCUGUCGAAAUCCAAAAAGCUUAAGGCAACAUAAGGGUUGACACAAUUAAUCACAUGCUUUGUUGAACAUUUUUGCAUUGAACUGAUUAUUAUUAAUGGUUCGUGCUAUACUAACAAGCUGCAUAGCCAUAUUCAGUACCAUAUAAACCCUACAGUGAGUCUUCUGCUCUUAACCCAUUAGCCAUAAAUCAGUAUAUAAUCAAAUAGGCACACACUCAAUGUUCAUAUUUCAAAAAAAAAAAAAACGCCUCUUUUGCCUUAGAAUGACCUUGAUGUUCUGGAAAGUAUGAUGUAAUGAAUCACAUUCUCAUGGAUUCCGUGAAACAGGGUUGGAAUUCCAAAAUUCCACAUUGGCAUUAAAUCCUAUGAAAUAGUUGUAUCCAUAAAUGGACAAUUCAGAAACAACACAAGUCCUCCAGAAAAUGCAUUUUUAUUUGUUUUUGGAAUGGCUCCACAUAGAGUCAAACCCAGAUUCUGUACAAUGUUUCUGUAAAUUCUGUUUGCAUGUUGAAUGAGGUUUGUGUGCAGAUUUGACAUUAAAUUGUAUCAUUUUUCUUCACUCUGGGUUUGCUGAAUGCAGCA
Sinocyclocheilus anshuiensis is the source of this 5273-nucleotide messenger RNA. Its product is annotated as neural cell adhesion molecule L1-like protein. The coding region runs from base 360 to 4205 and encodes 1281 amino acids. Gene Ontology annotation, cellular component: plasma membrane; axon. The record is from RefSeq and is a predicted model, not a curated record. Gene Ontology annotation, molecular function: cell-cell adhesion mediator activity. The transcript has 33 exons. Lineage: Eukaryota; Metazoa; Chordata; Actinopteri; Cypriniformes; Cyprinidae. Gene Ontology annotation, biological process: brain development; cell-cell adhesion; axon guidance.